Jaminaea rosea is the source of this 717-nucleotide messenger RNA. RefSeq lists its product as hypothetical. The record is from RefSeq and is a predicted model, not a curated record. The coding region runs from base 1 to 717 and encodes 238 amino acids. The transcript has 2 exons. NCBI's taxonomy places the organism in Eukaryota, Fungi, Basidiomycota, Exobasidiomycetes, Microstromatales.
AUGUCAAAGCAACCUCCCAAUCGACGGCGAAGACGACCAGACGCUCUCGCCAUCUUCGGAGCAGCAGGAGCAGCUGUUGCAUUGGUCGGAGCAGGCUAUUACUGGUACUCGCAGUGGGCGGCUAGCGGGUCCAAGAAAGAGGCCGAUCCAUCCAGCUCAGCACCUACAUCGACUGCUUCCUCUUCACAGGCAUUUGCUCAGCGCCCGACCCUCUCCCUCACUGUACCAGCCUCGCUCCCUUCCUCCUCCAUCUCGCACCUCUACACGCAAGUCGUAACCCCGCUGGCACAGCAGUACAACAUCCACCUCAUCCUGCCCUCAACACUCGAGGCGCUACCUGAAUCCACCAUCGACGGCCUCGACACACGCCGCAUCUUGCGCUACUCGACGAGCAAAGGGGCAUACAGCGUGGCCAGAGCGUUAGGCUGUAAUGCGCACGUUGAGCUGCUCGCGGGCAAAGGGGAGGACCACGGCGACGACGACGGCGGCGACGACGAUGAGUCGUACAAGGCGCUACAGCUGAUACGAAAGAAUGGCAAGUGCAGGCUGCUAGUCAUGGUCACGCCACCGAAGAGGGAGGGGUUCUCAGCGUCCUUGACGUCAGAAGGAAGCGGGCAGGGCGCAGCGUUACGCAUCAUCCCGCUUCCCUCACACGACGCCGCAGACUGGAAGCGGAUUACGCAGAGGUUGACAGAGUACAGGAGCGCAUGGAGAUAG